UUCAGACCAGACUGAUAUCUCCUUCCGGGUCUUCCAAACUCACUUUCUACAUUCCCAAUUUGCCAUCUUCUUCAAGACCUCCCUCUCCCAUUGUCAUUUAUCCUUUUCCUUUCUGCAGGUUUCAAGGUCUGUAUGGGUAUUAUUUAGAGUCUCCAGAAAAAAAGGGAUCAUGAGGCUUCUUGAUUUUCACCUGAAGCUCAAGGCAUGUCGAAUUCCACGCUUUCUGACUGGAAACAUCGGAAGCAAGAAGAAGAAAUUUCAGGCGGGAAGGAAGCCUGCAUGGAUGAUGCAACUAUCACAUGGCCAUUUCGUUCAUGAAAAUAAGGAUGGUUCAGACUCGGACUUGGUUGUGAUCCAAAGAGAGCAAAUUCAAGAGCUCGAGCUGUGGCUCUUUGGGGUUUUCGAUGCUCAAGUAGGAGACAGGGUCACCAAGUACUUGCAGUCACAUUUGUUUGACAGAAAGCUAGAUGAGUCACAGAUAGUGGGGAAGACCAAAGAGAUGACGAGAAAAGCCUACCUCAGCGCUAGGGCUAAGAUAAGGGUGAGCAAGAAGAAGACGGACGAGGAGGCUGUAACGAAAGUGGGUUCGGCGCUGGUGACGGUCGUGAAUGGAGAAAAGCUUGUGAUAGGUAACAUGGGUGACUACAGAGUAGUUGUUUGCAGAAAUGGUGUGGCCAAGCAGACCGCAAGCAAGCACCAGCAGUCAGCCAAAAGGCAUUGGACCCAAAGAAUCAUCCCAGGUCGAAUGUUCACAUGGAAAUCUAACAGGAAAGACGCCUCGAAUCAGUCUAAAAGCUCCAAUCUCGCGAUUGGCGUCGAGAGGAUCGACACAAACACCGAAUUCAUCAUACUGGCAAGCUCUGGCAUAUGGGAGGUGAUGAAUAAUCAAGAAGCUGUGAAUCUGGUCAGGCACAUGGAGAGCCCACAAGAAGCAUCCGAGUGUCUGGCAAAGGAGGCCCUGACCAGGAUGAGCAAAGGCAGCAUUUCUUGCCUGGUGGUUCGCUUCGAAGACCUGUAAAAUUUUGUCAAAUCCCAAUUGAAGAUGAUUCCGAUUAUAUGAUUAACUCCUUGACGACGUGAGAAGUGAACUCGUUUCAGAGUAAAUUUUCAGGCCGAUUAUUGUUUCAACCUCUACCAUCAUGUAGAUACAGACGGAAGGCAAAGAGCAAUAAUGGUUAGCUGGACGCAGCUAUGGUACAAAAUGAGUUUGAUAUCGAUACUCCUGGGGAGAACUCAUCAGCAUAUUGGGAAACCAUUUCAUGCCCAUAUCGGCUUUUCUUAUGUACAUCUGGUUCUUUCGAUUGAUAUCGGUUUCUAAUCAUGGCUACUGCUUUCCCUAAAUGAGAUAAACCAUUGAAGAUGAUGCAGUCAUAUAUGUACAAACUAAUUAAGGUUGUGCGUACUAAU
This is a messenger RNA of Eucalyptus grandis, 1407 nucleotides long. Its product is annotated as putative protein phosphatase 2C-like protein 44. NCBI's taxonomy places the organism in Eukaryota, Viridiplantae, Streptophyta, Magnoliopsida, Myrtales, Myrtaceae. Bases 170 to 1018 code for a protein of 282 amino acids. Gene Ontology annotation, molecular function: protein serine/threonine phosphatase activity. The record is from RefSeq and is a predicted model, not a curated record. Gene Ontology annotation, biological process: protein dephosphorylation. Gene Ontology annotation, cellular component: cytosol; nucleus. The transcript has 5 exons.